Cylindrotheca closterium is the source of this 1032-nucleotide messenger RNA. Lineage: Eukaryota; Bacillariophyta; Bacillariophyceae; Bacillariales; Bacillariaceae. The record is from the annotation of a GenBank genome assembly.
AUGACAAUCAGGAAGAUUCUUGGUAUUCCAUGGCUGAUAGUGCUUUUUCUAAACGGAGAUACUUUGGUGGACCUCUUAGAACAGUGCAUCAAGGAUAAUUACUUCUUCAUGACAUGGUGGCUGGAGAGUGAUUACAAUGCACAACUAUACUAUAGGAGUGACCGGGCCGUUUUCAUUUUUGCAAGAGCGCGAAGGGCAAAGAAAGUAUCGAUGCUUUCGGGCGUUGAUGGUCCAGACAAAGAGACUCGAGCGCGAAGAAAACUCUCCAAGAGUAUGGUCAGAGACUUUCGUCGAGAAAGGCGGGAUCUGGAGGCUCUUGAGUUUCUGAAGGCAUGUUAUGAAGAGGGAGCCGAUUUGAGUUGGCCAGAUACAUAUGGCAAUACUGUGCUAAGUGUGGCCAUCAGACGCUGUUAUGAACAAUGCGUCAAAUGGCUGUUGAAGCACCAUGACGCCGACCCAAAUCGCCAAGACCAUUAUGAGGGGAAUACAGGCAUGCGCAUUUUGGUUCAACGAAUCGGCAAGCUCGGCGAUGGAACGGCAGCUGCAAUGCUGAGAUUGCUGCUCAACAACAAUGCGUCUGACUUUACAACCUUGAACUUUCAUGGUGAUAGAGGAAUCAUCAAGAACUUCAACAAGUUGACCAAAGAAAGGGGCCACACUCCUUACAUGAUGCUGCGCAAUCCAAGCAAGUUUCCAGAUUCUGCAAACGCUCUAAAGCCACGACCUUCCUUUCAACAACUGGAAAAGCUUCUAAAGACCGAAAACAAAAGUGCAAGACAAAAGUGCGAUGACGUGUACAAGCUCAUCAGCGAAAGUCACAAUGGCGAUAGAAGCUUGCAUCAUCUUCGCGUGAUGGAUAUGCUUUUCUGUGCCAAUGAAGGUACAAAUGAAGAUUUGGAGCUUCGACGGACUACUAUAUUCAAUCACUUUUUGAAACAAGUCCUGUUACUGUCUACCCAAGAUUCCUCAGAAGAAGAAAAGCUGACCCAUGAUGAUGUAGCACUUCUUUGGUGGAUGUAUUACCAGUCGUGA